Pyrenophora tritici-repentis Pt-1C-BFP is the source of this 906-nucleotide messenger RNA. NCBI's taxonomy places the organism in Eukaryota, Fungi, Ascomycota, Dothideomycetes, Pleosporales, Pleosporaceae. The record is from RefSeq and is a predicted model, not a curated record.
AUGGGUGAGAUGUGCAACAGCCUGGUAGUCAAACUUCAGCUAAACCUCACGCAGCUCCUCCAGCGGACUAUUGUCCUCGAAGUCGACCCCAAGGCCUCCCAACAGCAGGUUCGCGAUGCCUACAAAAAAGCAGCGCUAAAACACCACCCCGACCGCGUUCCCUCAGACUCUCCGGAACGCGCCAGUCGCACGAAGAAAUUCCAACAAAUCAACGAUGCCUACUAUACCCUCUCAGAUACCACGCGCCGCCGGGAUUACGAUGCCGCACGCAUGUACAAUAGCUUCACAGGUAGCACCACCACACCCGACUCGGACCCUGAAGAAGAGAUUCCCAAUGCUGGAGCUGCGGGUGGCGCAGGAGGAUUCGCCCAAGGCUUUCCAUGGUCUGCAUUUGGGUUUGGCAGUGCCCCCGCAGGUAAUACGGAAGAGAGUCACAAUCGCUUCAGCGAGGAGCAGUUUGGCGGCAUCUUCGAAGAAAUGCUGAGGGAAGAAGGUAUGGCGGACGAAGAUGCGCAUCCUACGGGCAAGUUCUGGAGUUUUGUUGGUGGGCUUAGUGGCGCGGCUAUGGGCUUCAUUGUGGCCAACUUCCCCGGUAUGGUUGCGGGAGCUGUGGCAGGGAAUAGACUUGGGGCGGUCAGGGAUACGAAGGGAAAGAGCGUCUAUGCGGUGUUCCAGGAAAUGCCGCAGGCGGAAAAGGCGCGCUUGUUGAGUGGGUUGGCGGCAAAGGUGUUUGCCAAUGUUGUGUCUGCAUGAGGUUGCAUCAGGGUGUAUACAAAGACUACCUCAGGCGCCAGACACGUCGAUUAGAGUUGAGGUGGAAGUCCUUGAUUAGUUGUAUGACUGAUGAUAUCCUUUGCGUUGAUAGUAACCCUUUCACAUCAGCUCUCAAUAGAAUUCUUUGUUAGC